Molecule: messenger RNA, 2697 nt
Organism: Gambusia affinis (western mosquitofish)
Lineage: Eukaryota; Metazoa; Chordata; Actinopteri; Cyprinodontiformes; Poeciliidae
Gene: spg7
Product: SPG7 matrix AAA peptidase subunit, paraplegin
Exons: 18
Coding region: 203-2659 (818 amino acids)
Biological process (GO): protein-containing complex assembly; mitochondrial protein processing
Cellular component (GO): m-AAA complex; membrane
Molecular function (GO): zinc ion binding; ATP-dependent peptidase activity; ATP binding
Source: RefSeq, a predicted model, not a curated record
UUGCUCGGGGAGCUGCUUGGCAACCUUCGCUAAGCUGCAAAGAAGAAGGGUUGUUGCGGUUGGUUGGAUAACAUAGCAUCGUGCUAGCUGCAGAGUGAGAGUUGGGUAAAAACAACUGCUCCUAAUAUCGGUCUUUUGGAAAACUUCAGCUAUGACUCAUUUUCUGUUAUGUUAAUAACCGUGUUCACCGACAGUAGACACCAUGUCGGCACUUUUAUUACUGAACAGUGCUGGAGUCUGCAGAAAAUACAGCAAAUGUGUAAUAUGGACGCUAUCAAGGCGAAACUAUCAAGUUUUAACAAACAAAGUGAUAUCCAUUGAAGGCGCUGGUAAUGUACUGUCCAGGUGUGCUAAUGUCAGGAAGACGCUGCAUUUUCCAAGAUCAGAGCGGACUCUCACAGGUCAGCCUCAGGAGAAACUCAUCCAGAGUAUUCUCCACAAACCUUUGAGUCCUGACAUGGUUGGACUCAGCAGAGCAUUAAUCAGAAGCAACCUAUUAAGGAAUCCAGUUGGUUUAUUAAAUUUAUUAGCGUCAACUAACUUUUUCAGUACGUCUAAAGCCAAACAACAGAAAAAUAAAAGUUCUGGGCCAAAUGGAAAAACUCCUCAGGAAGAUGAAGAGGAGAAGAAGCGGCGUGAGCAGGAGGAUCAGAUGUACCGUGAGCGCCUGCGGACGCUCUUCAUUAUCGCACUCAUCAUGAGCCUGCUUAACUCUAUUAAUACCAGUGGUGGCAACAUCUCCUGGAAUGACUUUGUCAACGAGAUGUUGGCCAAGGGUGAGGUGUCCCGAGUGCAGGUCGUUCCUGAGAGUGACAUUGUAGAAAUCUACCUUCAUCCUGGGGCUGUUAUCUUCGGGAGACCUAGGCUGGCACUCAUGUACAGAAUGCAGGUUGCAAACAUUGAUAAGUUUGAGGAGAAGCUGCGAGCAGCAGAGGAGGAACUAAAUAUCGACACUAAGGACAGGAUACCAGUGACAUACAAGCGAACUGGAUUCUUUGGAAAUGCAGUCUAUGCUCUGGGAAUGGCUGCUAUAGGUGUGGCUAUUCUCUGGUAUAUCUUCCGACUUGCAGGCAUGGGCAGCAGAGAAGGCGGCUUCAGUGCUUUUAAUCAGCUGAAGAUGGCCAAGUUCACUGUUGUUGAUGGAAAAUCUGGGAAAGGAGUGAGUUUCAAAGAUGUAGCUGGCAUGCAUGAGGCUAAGAUGGAGGUAAUGGAAUUUGUUGACUACCUCAAGAGUCCAGAAAGAUACCUGCAGCUGGGAGCCAAGGUUCCUAAGGGAGCGUUACUGCUCGGGCCCCCAGGAUGCGGCAAGACCCUGCUGGCCAAAGCUGUAGCAACAGAGGCCCAAGUGCCCUUUCUGGCUAUGGCUGGCUCUGAGUUUGUGGAGGUCAUUGGAGGUCUUGGCGCUGCCAGGGUCAGGAGCCUGUUUAAAGAGGCCCGUGCUCGGGCGCCUUGCAUCGUCUACAUAGAUGAGAUUGACGCUGUGGGGAAGAAGCGCUCCACCAAUAUGUCAGGUUUCUCCAACACGGAGGAGGAGCAGACUCUCAACCAGCUCCUGGUGGAGAUGGAUGGAAUGGGAACAACAGACCAUGUCAUCGUUCUGGCCUCCACUAACAGAGCAGACAUUUUGGAUAAUGCUCUUAUGAGGCCAGGCCGGCUGGACAGGCACAUCUUCAUAGAUCUACCUACACUGCAGGAAAGGAAGGAGAUCUAUGAACAACAUCUAAAGAUCUUGAAGUUGACCCAACCAGCUAAUUUCUACUCUCUGCGGCUGGCUGAGCUCACCCCAGGCUUCAGUGGUGCAGACAUUGCAAACAUCUGCAACGAAGCUGCACUGCACGCUGCCAGAGAGGGGUUCAAGUCCAUCGAUACUUUUAACUUUGAGUAUGCUGUGGAAAGAGUGAUAGCAGGGAGCGUAAAGAAAAGCAAGAUUCUGUCUAAAGAAGAGCAGAGGGUGGUUGCUUUCCACGAGUCCGGACACGUCUUAGUAGGAUGGCUGCUGGAGCACACUGAGGCAGUGAUGAAGGUCUCCAUUGCUCCGCGAACGAAUGCCGCCCUGGGUUUCACUCAGAUCUUGCCCCGCGACCAGUACCUGUUCACCAAGGACCAGCUGUUCCAGCGCAUGUGCAUGGCUCUGGGAGGAAGAGCGGCCGAGGCCAUCACUUUUAACAAGGUUACCACAGGAGCUCAGGAUGACUUGAGGAAGGUGACACGUGUGGCUUACGCUAUGGUGAAGCAGUACGGUAUGUGCGACAGUGUGGGGCAGGUGUCGUUCCCUGAGACAGAGGAGCAAGGUGGCGCCGGGCGCCGUCCAUUCAGCCAGGCCCUGCAGCAACAGAUGGAUCAUGAGGCUAAGAUGCUGAUAGCUCGCGCUUACAGACACACAGAGAAACUGCUGCUGGACAACAGGGACAAACUGAUCCUGUUGGCCAACGCUCUGUCAGAGCGUGAGGUGGUGAACUAUGACGACAUCGAAGCCUUGCUGGGCCCACCGCCGUUUGGGCCGAAGAAGAUCAUCCUCCCACAGAGCUGGGUGGAGGCAGAGAGGGACAAGCAAGACACAGAAGAGAAUGAACCUCAACCUCCUCCUCGCAAACAUAGAGAGGACGACGUUGAUCCACAGAGCUGGUGGAGAGUUAAUUCGAGCAGGGAAUCCUCAUAAGGCUUGUUCUGACAGUAAAAGUAAAGUUUGAAAAACUC